UUGUCCAUCACACGGGUCACAGGAAGAAGAAGGAGGAAGAAGAAUACAACUCGGAAAACAGUUUUGAUAUUUCCACUGACCUUUUAUUGGACGUCCAUUUUCAUCCCAGAAGGAACGCUCAUUUGAAUUUCUUAAAGAUGUGUACAGGAAAGUGCGCCAAAUGCAUAGCGGUGGUUCUGUAUCCACUGGCACUGAUAUCGAUCAUUUGCAACAUUCUUCUGUUCUUCCCUGACUGGGACUCAAAAUAUGCUCAGAAUGAUGAUGCGGGUAAAGAAAGACUUACGCCAGAGGUCAAAUUCAUGGGGGGAUUGCUUGGUGGUGGUAUCAUGGUGCUUGUACCAGCCAUCCAUAUUCACUUGACUUCGAAGGCAGGCUGCUGUGCCAACCGUUGUGGGAUGUUUCUGUCCAUUGGAUUUGCCCUGCUCGGCUGCUGUGGCGCUCUGUACAGCUUGAGUGUGGCGGCCGUAGGCCUGUCCAGAGGCCCUGUUUGCCGUACCCUUUUAGGAGGAUGGACCAGGCCAUUUGACAAUAAUGGGACGUACCUGUCCGAACCAGACCUCUGGAACUUGGUGUGUCUUGAACCUAAAAAUGUUGUGGAGUUCAACGUUGCCCUGUUCGCAACCCUCUUGGCUACUGCUUGCCUGGAGCUGGGCCUGUGUGGCUUCCAGAUGGUCAACGGUCUCUUUGGUUGCCUCUGUGGCACAUGUAGAGGCAAAGAGGACGAAUGAAGGAAAGGUGAAGAACCCUAACAAGACACAUUUCACCCAAAAGAUGUGACUGAAUGACUGACAGCGGAGGCUUCAAGACAGUGACUGUACGACACUUUUUAGUAAAUUAUACUUGACAGCCUAAUUGUGCUCAUUAUAUUGUGCAUGUACGAAAUGUAAAGUUGUUGGAUCCAUUUUUGUAUAUUUAUAUUUCCUGUCUAUUUGAAUUCAGAAUGUGCCACUGUCAGAUCUCAGUGUGGCCUCAAUUUGAAGAGGUUGGUUUAAAAAACGCUAGGCUAUAUCCUCCAUUUUGAUGCAUUUUCAUUAAGCUUUUUUCCCUUUACAUUUAGUUUUUC
Messenger RNA from Sardina pilchardus (European sardine), 1063 nucleotides. It is a transcript of the gene tm4sf21b, whose product is annotated as transmembrane 4 L six family member 21b. The coding region runs from base 138 to 728 and encodes 196 amino acids. Lineage: Eukaryota; Metazoa; Chordata; Actinopteri; Clupeiformes; Clupeidae. The transcript is spliced from 5 exons. The record is from RefSeq and is a predicted model, not a curated record. Gene Ontology annotation, cellular component: membrane.